ACUAAAUUCAAAAUAGUCGAUCUCGACCUUAUCGCUGUUCUGGCUGACUGACUCAAAAUGAGUGCGAUCUUAUCCGUGUGGCAUAGUCUUCUGCUGCAGACCGUUGUCAAGUCCUCAAGUCAUCGUAGUGCUGCCACAGGAAGACUCCGAAAUGAUGGAGAAAGGUUAUCGCCAUUUGCCUGCCUUAAGCGAGCCACGCCCACCGAGAUGGAAAACCUUAAUCAAGACUACCAGCUGGAUUCAUCGCCGCGGAAGAUGAAUCUUGCACAUGAGGUGUAUCGAAAUGAGGUUGGCAAGGCUCAGACGUUUCAGGCGGUGAAAAAGGCUGAGGUCAGUAUUGCCUGCAAUGAUUUCAAUUCGAGCGAACCGCUUCCGCCACUGGGGAAUCCAGAUUUCCUCCAUGCAGCUACUGAAAUGGUCCUCGGAAAGUCUUCUCCAGCACAAGCAGUGGGUCGAGUUGUUGGCAUACAAACAAAAAACAGCAUCGAUGCCUUGGCCCUGGCCGCACAGUUUCUGCGCCAGAAGACGACACGGGACGUUUGUCUGCUCGCCCGUCCCUGCAACCCCAUCUACUGGCAGAUAUUCAAGGAGGCGGGCUUCAAUUGCCAAAGAUAUCAGUACUACUCCGAUGCGAGGGGCGAGCUGAACAUCUACGGAUUGGUGGCCGAUUUGAUGACAUCGCCGGAUGGGGCAGUGGUCGUUUUAGAUGCAUGUUCGCAGCAUCCCACCGGACAGGAUCCCAGUGUGGAUGAAUGGAAGCUGCUUUUCCACAUUGUCAAGUGCAAGAAAAUGCUACCCCUGAUCCACUUGGACUCUCCUGGGCUGGCCAGUGGCGAUCCCAAUGAGGAUGCUUGGCCAGUGCGAUUCUUUUCCGACUGCGGCAUCGAUGUGCUAUGUGCACAGUCUUUUGUUAAGAACUUUGGACUCUACAACGAGACAGUUGGGCAUUUGAUGGUGGUGCUGUCAAACGUUGCCCAAGUGCAUGCGUUUCGUGGACAAUUUGAGUCGAUGCUGUUGGACAAAAAUGCCGAGUGCUCGUCCGUGCAUGCUAGUCGAAUUGUAGCCAAAAUUCUGACCGAUGAGAAGCUCCGCUCAGAGUGGUGCCAAACCCUAAAGGACAUGCACCAGAGGGUCUCUCGAAUGCGCGGCGAGAUAAGGAAGAAACUAUCAGAACUUAAGACCCCCGGAAAUUGGCAGAACUUGGUGAAACAGAACGGAUAUCAUCUAUAUUGGAAUCCAAGCCGUUCUCAGAUCCGCCAGCUGAAGGACAGACACAUCUAUGUCCCGAGCUCGGGUCGCAUGAACCUCACUUCAGUGAGCCCCACCAACCUGGAUAGCUUAGCUGCAGCCCUCAACGAUGUGAUGCAAGCCACUAAGGGCGACGUUUCCUCGGAUAACUACUUUGUAGCCGAUAAAUUUAACACUCAAUACUUUCACUCUGUCUGAAGUUUGUACUUGUCACUUUCCAGAAUACUCGUAAUACAAAAUUAUUAUUCAACUUAAAACAGUCAGAGAAAAACUUCCAACACU
Messenger RNA from Drosophila persimilis, 1530 nucleotides. RefSeq names its product probable aspartate aminotransferase, cytoplasmic. Gene Ontology annotation, cellular component: cytosol. Gene Ontology annotation, biological process: L-aspartate biosynthetic process. The record is from RefSeq and is a predicted model, not a curated record. NCBI's taxonomy places the organism in Eukaryota, Metazoa, Arthropoda, Insecta, Diptera, Drosophilidae. Gene Ontology annotation, molecular function: pyridoxal phosphate binding; L-aspartate:2-oxoglutarate transaminase activity. The transcript is spliced from 4 exons. Bases 58 to 1446 code for a protein of 462 amino acids.